Diorhabda carinulata is the source of this 992-nucleotide messenger RNA. RefSeq names its product high-affinity zinc uptake system protein ZnuA-like. The record is from RefSeq and is a predicted model, not a curated record. The transcript is spliced from 2 exons. The coding region runs from base 183 to 968 and encodes 261 amino acids. NCBI's taxonomy places the organism in Eukaryota, Metazoa, Arthropoda, Insecta, Coleoptera, Chrysomelidae.
UUGAUUGCCCUGAUUUUUUCGAAAAUUUCUGGCAAAAAAAUCCUGGUGACCUUUCUACGUUGCUCUAAUAGAACGGUGGCGACAUGUCCAAGGGGUUCAUAUGCAUAGAUCGUCGCCUGUCAAGAUCUUCUCGACGUCUUUUGGAGCACCGCGAUUGAAUUUUUUUGAGCGAUUGUGAAAUUAUGCGGUAUCCAAAGCGAUUAAAUAUUUUUGAACAACUAGAUGUUCAUGUAAUAUUUGAAUGUGUGCAAGUGGAACCAAUGACCAAGAAUUCCUCAAUCUCACGUGUUCACAUCAAAAUCCACGUACCGCAUAUAAUCCACAAACAUAACGAUAAGCAUAGGGUAAUAGUACAUAAAAAACCUCAUGUAGUUGAAGGUGGAAAAAAACAUGUUGUUAUCCAUAAACACAAUCAUGAACACAGCCACAGGUAUGAUCAUAAACAGCAUAAACCGGAUCAUUAUGACGAGAAACAUCAUCAUAAAGGGACACAUGACAAGCCAUUCAGUGCACACAAAACUCCCAUCAUUAAAGACAAUAGUCUUAAUAGCCAGGUUGAAAAGUUAGAUGAUCGGAAAGUACAAAAUACUCAGAAAUCUUCAAACCAUAAUCAAUUAAAAUCGUCCUUAAAAACGGAACAUAUCGAAAUCACUGAAAUAAAUCCACUCGCUACUAAACCUGGAGACAAAAUAAACAUUAGAGGAAGUUACAGGGUGCAAGAAAGUGAUCCUUACGAUGUUACUACGUCGUCAUAUCAUGAGUACGAUUCGCCUUUCACAAAAGAAAUCGCGAAAACAUUGACAAAUUAUAAAGAAUAUUUUGAAGAACCUUAUGAAAAUUAUAAAUUAGAUGAAGAUAAAGAAGAUAAUGAUAUUCAAUUAGACAAUUAUAGAAAUUAUGGAGAGGAGCGUUCGAAACAAGUAAUUUUAUACAAAAGUAAUGAUAAAAAAAGUACCAGUAGUUAUUAAGAAGAAUAUAAACAAAAAAAUCUA